AUGUCGUCAUCACAGAGCGCGGACAAGGGAGCAAGCGCUCAUAUCCAGGGACAUAGCCCUAAUGUCGAUCCCACGAAGACGGCAUCAAAGCAGAGCCUCAAGGACUGCAAUGGGCUGACUACCUGGCAACAGUGCAUGAUCGACGCCCAAGAGCGUAUGCUCGAGGAUCAGAGAGUCAUGAUGACCAUGCUGCAGAGAAUCCUGGAGCAGCAAGAGGAGAUUCUGAGUGUACUUGAGAGACACGAAAGACUGGAACGCAAUAGCAGUCUUACAUCCCUGGCCAGCGACAGCGGUAGCGGCAGCGAUGACGAGUCGAUGGCCGACAACAAGUAA
Pestalotiopsis fici W106-1 is the source of this 333-nucleotide messenger RNA. RefSeq lists its product as uncharacterized. The record is from RefSeq and is a predicted model, not a curated record. The transcript has a single exon. Bases 1 to 333 code for a protein of 110 amino acids. Lineage: Eukaryota; Fungi; Ascomycota; Sordariomycetes; Amphisphaeriales; Sporocadaceae.